Molecule: messenger RNA, 957 nt
Organism: Trichoderma reesei QM6a
Lineage: Eukaryota; Fungi; Ascomycota; Sordariomycetes; Hypocreales; Hypocreaceae
Exons: 1
Coding region: 1-957 (318 amino acids)
Molecular function (GO): catalytic activity; 4 iron, 4 sulfur cluster binding
Source: RefSeq, a predicted model, not a curated record
AUGCUUGCUUUUACUUCCCUUCUUCUUAUCAUCGUCGUCCUUCUCUGGCUAUUUGUCAAAGCUCCCUUUCUACGUAGAAGAUCUCCUCCAAUAUCUGUCAAUUACCAUUUCUCACGAAAAUGCAAUAUGACGUGCGCCUUCUGCUUCCACACAGCAACAACCUCCCAUAUUGAGACCCCUGAAAACGCCAAACGAGGCCUCAAGCUCCUCAAGGAAGCGGGCAUGAAGAAGUGCAACUUCGCCGGCGGAGAGCCCUUUCUCUACCCCAAGUUUCUCGGAGAAAUGAUUGAUUACUGCAAAGACACUCUCCAGAUUGAAUCAGUCUCCAUCGUCUCAAAUGGGAGCCUGAUCAAGGAGCGGUUCCUCCAGAAACACGGUCACAACAUUGACAUCCUGGCCAUCAGCUGCGACUCCUUCGACGAAGCCACAAACGUCAAAAUUGGUCGAGGAUCCGGCAACCAGGUCAAGAAGCUGUACGAAAUUGCCUCUUGGUGCCAAAAGUACAGCAUCAAGUUCAAGCUCAACACCGUCGUCAACAGGUUCAAUCAUCUCGAGGACAUGAAUCAGCAUAUCAGCGCGCUACAGCCAUUUCGCUGGAAGUGCUUCCAAGUGCUCAUCGUCGCAGGGGAGAACGACUCCGAUGCCACGCUUCGCAACGCUCACAGCCUGACUAUCUCUGACGAAGAGUUUGACGACUUUUGCAAGAGGCACAGCGGCCAAGCGUCUCUGGUUCCGGAACCAAACCGUUUGAUGGCUAAAUCCUACCUGAUUCUCGACGAAUACAUGCGUUUCUUGGAUAGAGAUGGGAAAGCUCCAUCCGAGUCCAUCUUGAAGGCUGGUGUUCGCCGCGCGUUGGAGCAAGUUUUCUGGGAUGAAGCAGCAUUUCUCGAACGUGGAGGUCUCUACGAUUGGAACAAGGGAUCUUGUUCUUCAGACAAGAUGGGGCUGGAAUGGUGA